Messenger RNA from Colletotrichum navitas, 754 nucleotides. RefSeq lists its product as uncharacterized. The record is from RefSeq and is a predicted model, not a curated record. Lineage: Eukaryota; Fungi; Ascomycota; Sordariomycetes; Glomerellales; Glomerellaceae. The transcript has a single exon. Bases 218 to 697 code for a protein of 159 amino acids.
GAUUCAUCACCGACGCCAUUAAGGAUAAAAAAAAAAAAGACUGCGAGCCGGCGGCUGGCCCCUGGGACGUGGAAAACUCCACAAAGGGGCGGGAUAUUUGAUCAUUUUUUCCCCUUUUAGGUUGGGUUUGUUGCUAAGAUGACGAUUACCAUGCCGGGAAACUUAUAAUCACAUCGAUAGAUAUGAUGAUCGAUUAGCGAGGGCUCUGGACGUGGCUAUGGCUCCGGUAGUCAAUGAAAUUGACGUUAUGAUACAUCGCCAAGCGUCGACUGUUCGCGUUACAAUCGACUCAAUGAUGGGUAAGCCGUCACACGGAAGGAAUGUUGACGAUGAAGGCAAGCUCUUUUCUCUGCGGAGAGGUAAAGCAAUACGGGGGGUAUCGAUAAAAUCUGGGUUUGAGUUUUUUUGCAGGCACACGGCGUCAUGCGGUCGAAAUGUUUGUCUGUCGGGCUUUCUGCAGCGAAGGAAACGGCGAUGCAUUGAAGAAUGCGGCAGGGGUCCUGGGAGCAUCUCAUUUCACGAGAGUUACGACUGGACUCGCCCUUCCGGCACCACUGCGGCGGCGCACGGGGCGGCAACGCUCAGAUGGGGCGGGCCAGGAACAUGGAAGAAACGGACGACGGUUGAGAUAGGUACAUACCUAGUGGGCGCGUACGUGUGCAAUGGCCGAAGUCGCGCGGGCGAGGACUGCAUGUAGUUGCUGGCCAUCAAACAUGUGUCAGGAUAUCUAUUCUCCGAGGACGGGUGCGCAGGC